AUGGAGCAAAGUAAAGAAAACUCAAAGCAUAAUUCAAACAGUAAAGGUAAUCCUCAAUGCGAAAUUGAGAACAUGAUACUAUCCAUUGUGAAUAACAAUCAGUUUGGCGAAAUAUCCAAAGAAUUUCGACAUGAAUUUAUUGUCGCUAUGUGGAAUUUAUUGAUGAGUAAAUGGGUAUCCCUGAAUCCCCAAACUUCUUUUGCACUUAAGAAUAACACAAAAACCUUGAUUAAAGAUGAAAUAUGUUCACCAAUUUCCUCCGCAUUUACAUCUUUUGAAACAAAGUUCUUAUUAACAUGGAGUAGCAAGAGUUCGAUAAUUCAGCUUUUGGAAAAUAAUCCUGUGACACCAAAAGAAAAAUUCGAACUUUAUCCUCCAGUUGAUGGAAUUUCACGGGUUGAUAUAAAGAUUAGAAAAGAACGAUAUAAGGGUACCACGGGACGACUUAUGGGAACAGUGCCUCAAAUUCCGCCACCAUCGUCUAUGCAGAAGAGUUUACACUGGACUAAAGAAAAAUAUACUUCAGAAGAAAACGUAAUUGAUGAUUGCCGUGAACAAAUUAUCCAUUCCAUAAACUCCAACCCAAUAACAAUAAUAUCAGGACCUCCUGGAAUUGGAAAAACUACUUAUUUGCCUCAGAUUUUAGUAGAUGAGUGCUACAUGCAAGGUCAUCGUUGUCGUAUAAUAUGCUCCCAACCAUACCGUCUGUAUGCCCAUAUGAAUGCUGAUCGUUUAGCAGAAAUACGAGGAGAAACAACUGGUCAAACAGUCGGGUAUCAAAUUCGACUGGAAUCCAAGGUUUCUCCUAAAACUUUGUUGACGUUUUGUACACAUGGAGUGCUACUGAGAACAAUAUGUGCAGAUUCAAGAAUUAUGGCUGGUACCACACAUAUCAUAGUAGAUGAAAUAGAAGAUAAUGAAAUACCGGAAAACUUACAUUUAACAAAAAUGCAAAACACUGAAGCUAAACUAAUGAUGUCUACAGACAGUAAUGGUGAAACAGAUAAAUCAUGGCGUGCUGAUAAUCCAGAUGUAGGCUAUGGGAUUUUAUUGGCAAUUAUACCUUCUCUUUUGGCUCAGUAUCAACAUUUAAAAGUAAUUCUUAUUGUUAAUUCUCGUAUAUCUACGCACGAAUUUUGUUACAAAAACAUACUUAGUGAGAUAAGAAAUCCAAUGAAUUUAAUAAACACUCCAAACUCUGUUCCGAUAACCUACUGUGAAAUUCAGAAUACUGCCGCACAAUACAAAUUUGAGAUUUCAUCUAUAAAUUUUAAAGGUCAUGCACGACAAAAGUUCAAUUUAAUUAAUAAUGGUUUCGACAAAAUCAGUUCAGUUUCAUCACAUUCAAUAUAUGAUAUUCCUUCUCCUGCUUUUAUAGCGAAGGAUAGACCACCGAUCGUAAAAAUACAGAAUAAUAUAUCAUCUGAAAAUGUAGUCUAUAAAUCAUUACAGGGUUUUAGUAAGUACUAUAAUGGAGCUCCAAUAAUUAGUAUACCGUACCGUGCAAAACAAGUAAGAGUUUAUCAUCUAGAAGAUAUUUUAGAAUGGACUAAUUAUUCAACGUCACGAAUGAAUGAAGCAUUAGCGUGUAUGGACCAAGAUGUUGUACGAUGUCGUAAUAUGUAUUUUUGGCUUACAACUAAGGAAUCUGAUAAAUAUAUUUCAUGUGAGUAUCACAAUAAUACAACUGACGAUGCAAACAAAGUCAGUAUGGUUGAAGAUAAAACAUUCAACACAUCUGUAUCUGAUGCCGUACAAAAGAAAUCUCCAGUGCUUUCUGAAGUUCAUGCUGUAUCAUAUUUGAAAUAUGACCAAAUAUUAAAUCAAACAGACUACUGUUCAGAGGUUUAUUCAACAGAUUUUGCAGAGAAACACGCAAAUAACUUACUAUGGAGUAUUUGGCUUCAUACAGUUCUUGACCUUAAUAGAAACGAAUUAAAUAAACAUCAUAUGAAGAAAAUUGAUGAAAUGGAAGUCACCAAAGGGAAAAGUUCAUGUCUGACAAAUUUACUUCAGUGUAUUUUAGCUGGCUGGAUUUCUGUUGAUUACGAACACUCGAAUUCUGGAUUGACUCCAAUAAUGGUGUGUUCUGCUGGUGGUCUUCUAGAGGCUGUUAAAUGUCUAUUGAAUCAUGGAGCUGAUCCAUUUAUGCGUGUAGCUAUACCGUUCGAACCAUUAAUUGGACUAGCUCGUAAGCAAUUUGAAGAUUUUAAAAUUUUUGGUCCAAAGAAUCGAAAAUUUUCAAUCAAAGAUGAAAAUUACACUAUCAUAGGAGUUACAGCUUAUGAUUUAGCUUGUAUAUUCGAUAAUAACGAAGUUGCAAACUUACUGAAAACAUAUAUGAUUAUUUCAAGCCUUCGAUACGAGCCUCAAAAUUGGGAGGCUAUACUUCUAAGAUUUGGAUCUUGGUUUCAAAGUCCGAUAGGCAGAUCACAAUUUGAUAAUUGUACUUUCGACGAUCACCAACUAUUUGCAACUGAUUUAGGUAGUUUUGAAGAAACAAAAGCAAUAAUGAAUUCACUGAAUUUCCGUUAUAAAUUACUUUUAUCCUAUCAAUUAGCUAGAAACAAUAUGGAGCCAGAAACAGUAGUGGAUUAUGAUCUUCUAACGGCAUUAAUUGUGAAAAUCGACAGUUCUUUACCAAGAGGUGUAAUAUUAAUAUUUCUACCAUCAUAUGAAGAGAUUAUAACACUACGAGGACGAUUACUGGAUCCUGACACUUCUCCAUGGGAAUCCUCAGAAAAGCCACUAAUAUUUAUUCUUCACCCUCGAAUGCUUGUUGAUGAUUUGAAAACUAUAUAUGCUCAGUCUUCACGUUCACACAGUAAAUUAAUACUUUCGUCAAGUAUUGCAGAGACAUGCAUGACGUUUGAUGAUGUCGUUUAUGUUAUUGACUGUGGAUUGAACUGUGUGGAGGAGUUCCUUGAUUGGACUCAGACCACAUCGCUAAGAAACCAAUGGAUUUUAAAAUCAAACGCAAUUCAAAGAACGUCGAGAGUUGGAAAAAUCAUAAACGGAGUGUGCUUUCGUUUGUACAGUAGCUUGCGCUACAGUUUUCUUUCUGAACAAAAACAUGGAAGUCUAAGUGGACAUGUUGUUGAAGAGAUGUGUAUUCAAGCCCGACUACUUGCAUCAUCAAACAUUUCCUUACAAACAGUACUGAGUGCAUUGCCGAAACCACCUUCACUUAAAUCUUCUGAAAAUGCCAUUGAAACUCUAAAAGAAAUGGAUAUAUUGGACACUUUCGAAGAAUUAACUGACUUGGGUUAUCAUAUUUGUGACAUGCCUAUACCACCUCGUUAUGCUAAAAUGGUUCUAUUCAGCGUUGUAUUAAAAUGUCUUGAUCCGAUUCUUACAAUUGCAUGCAUACUGACGCACAUGGAGCCAUUUACACUACCUAGAAAUGCAGCUGAACGACGAGAUUUGAUGAAUAUUCGAAGAAGUUUAUCAUCAAACAGUUAUAGUGACCAUAUGGUGUUACUAAGAGCUUUCCAGUUUUGGCAAAAAUCUCGCGCAGAAGGAUGGGAGAAAGAGUUUUGUCAAAAACAUUUUAUAUCUACUGCAACUUUCGAGGUUAUUAUCGCUAUUCGAACUCAACUACUCGGGCAACUUAGAGCUUCUGGCUUCGUAAAAACGAAAGGAAGUGGAGAUAUUCGAGACCUUAACAGUAAUUCGGAAAAUUGGGCUGUUGUUAAAGCUGCAAUUGUAGCUGGUUUGUAUGGAAAUUUAGCUCAAGUAGAUAGGAAGAAUUCCUGUUUGAGAAUAGUAAAUGGAAAUUCAUUGCCAGUUGUGCUUGAUCCUCAAUCUGUGAUUGCCACAAAUUCUAAUGGAGAAGAAAUGAACGUAAACAAUUUACCUUGUGAUUGGCUUGUUUUUAAUGAAGUGUUUACUCUAACUGAUCCAAAGUUACACACCUCUCUGGAAUCUAAAAAUGCAGAUCACAUGGCCUUAAAGAAACUAAAGAUCAUACGAUGUGUAAGCAUCGUUUCACCAAUUACUGUAGCGCUAAUGGGCGGAUCGAUUCGAGUAUGUCCACAGAUAGAAAAAGAAACCCAUUCGAUUGCAAAUAACCUGAAUCUUAAAACACCUUUGAAAGAACUGCAAAGGCAGGAGUGCAAAAACUCAGUUCAAAAACAAGAAGUCGGUGGUUGUAACAAAAAUGAAAGUAAUUCUGGUAAGGCUUGUGUAAAUCCAAAAGACAGAUUGGAAAAAGAUUUAAACUCUAUUUCUGUUUCAGAAAUUAAUAUGAUUGCCACAUCGCCAUACAUCCAACAAAAUAUACAUAAAACGCUACGUAAAAUCAUGCAACAAAAAACAAUCAAUCAAAAUCCACACAGUAUGUUGUCUGACUCGGAUACCACAAGUUCCAGUUUUAAAAGCUCGGAACUAGAUAAUUCUGCCCUAAAAAUUUUUAAAUAUUUCAAUUCUAUGCUAAUCUCAGACUGUUUCGAUGAUGUAAAACCACUGUCUUCACAAAAACAGACUAAGCUUAGUCAUCCGUCAGUAGAACAACCGAAUAUGGAUUCUCCAUCAUCAAUAAUCGACCGGCAAAAUAAUAUCGUAUCAUUUCAUUUAGACCCAUAUAAAUUUCUCCGAUUCACCGUAAAUUCAAAUGAAGCAUUAAUGGUGACAGAAUUAAGACAAAAAUGGCAUGCUUUGUUCCUGCGUCGUUUGAAAAAUCCAGGGAAACAAUGUUCACAACAAGAUGAGGCAGUUUUAAAGUGUUUGAUCAGCGUUUUGACCAAUGAAGAAAAAGCACUAGGAUUACGCCAACCAUUCGGUGUUGGGGCACGUCCUCGUCCUGUGACAGUAGAACUUUAUAACCGGGUUGAUGACGUUCAAAAUAUCGAUCCUAAAGGUAUGAAGGUAAUUAAUGAACAGCCUAUGAAUAAUAGAUAUGGAUCAAUUGUUUGUACCACUGCAGAAAAUAACACGAGCUUCGUAAAACAAAAUAAUUUUAUGUAUAAUUAUUCCCCAAUCACAAAUCCAAAACUAACACAAGUUUUAAGUACCAAUGAUUUCAACAAACCCUGCGAACAGUAUUCGUUUCAAGCUUACAAAGACGAUAACAAUACAAGUGUGUACAAUCCAAUCAAGCAAAUAAACAGUUCAAGUACAGAAAUAUGGAAAUAUCAUCUCCCUUCAAAUACGACUAACAACACUGAUUCCAUGUCAGUCUACCAACCGUGUAAAGCUAAUAUUUCAUUAUCAGAAGGCAAGGACAAUUCAAAAAUCAGUGAAAUGACUCAAGAUUUUUCAGAAACGCAUAUUAACAUUCAAAACUUUAAAUCUGAUUCGUUACCUAAUUUAAAACGAUUGGAUGUAAUGGAAAAUAAAGAACACCAAGUCAGUGAAUACGAAAUUCUAGGAAGUAAAAUACGUCAUCAUUCGACCACAACUGAAGGUAAAAACAGUUCAGGUACUCUGUACGGUCCUCAUGCUCUAAAUACUGUAACUAAUCAUUUUGAUGUUACCUAUUCAACUGCUAAUCAUAAUAACAUAACAAUAGAAAAUGAUAUUCUUUUUCGUGACAUCAAUGAUAUAAUCUAUGCAUUAUUAAAUGAUGACACAAACAAAAAUUAUAACUGA
Molecule: messenger RNA, 5589 nt
Organism: Schistosoma spindalis
Lineage: Eukaryota; Metazoa; Platyhelminthes; Trematoda; Strigeidida; Schistosomatidae
Source: the annotation of a GenBank genome assembly